Molecule: messenger RNA, 2068 nt
Organism: Mizuhopecten yessoensis (Yesso scallop)
Lineage: Eukaryota; Metazoa; Mollusca; Bivalvia; Pectinida; Pectinidae
Product: hydroxylysine kinase-like
Exons: 6
Coding region: 152-1333 (393 amino acids)
Molecular function (GO): amino acid kinase activity
Source: RefSeq, a predicted model, not a curated record
UUCCGUAGAAAGAUUGCGAUUGCCUCUCUCGCUCUCCAUAGAUUACAUGAGACAACGGGCUAUACAGUACAUAUGACCGAGUUGGUGAGCUGGGAGGUUUAUAAAAGUGUUUGUCUACACAUGUUCACAGAAGGAGCCAACACACACAUGCAUGACAGACAUGUCCAAUGAGGAGAGGACCGUCGUUAAUCCGGGGGAAGUAAUUCGACCGUAUGUUGAUCUCGACCUCGUAAAGAAGCUUGUUAAGCGUCUCUAUGACUUGGAUGUUAUAGAGGGAAGAGAACUUAACAGUUACGACGACAGGAAUUAUCAUGUGAACGUUUCCAAGGAAACGACAAACGAACAUAUCGGGCAUGUGUGUAUCCAUGGUUACGUUUUGAAAGUACUGAACUCUCUGGACUCUAGACAUGAAGAUUACGUAGAGGCACAGAACGGCAUGAUUAUACAUGUGGCAGACAAGGGGAUACCCACCUCUCGUCCGGUCAAAAAUGUCCAGGGAAGGCUGAUGUCACUGGAGAGCUUCACAUGUGAAAAGAAAUCAAAUCGAGAUCAAGCUCCGGUUCUCGUGUGUGUGGUUCGGCUGCUGAAGUAUCUCCCGGGUCGCAUCCUUCUCGGAGUUCCCUACUCGAUCUCCCUACUGUCACAGAUAGGGAGACUCACUGGUCGCCUGGACAACGCUCUCACGGACUUUCAACAUCCUGCACAUACUCGACACCGCCGAAUCUGGAACCUGACGGAACUUCCAGAUCUCCAGAAAUUCCUUUACUGUAUAAAAGACAACGACAGAUCGAAACUCAUACAGGAAGUGUUGGACAGCUUCCGGUGUGACGUCACUAACAGUUAUAGCAUUCUUAAGUCAGGAACACUACAUGCUGAUGUUAACGAUUAUAACAUCCUCGUGAGUGAAACUCCUACUAAUGGAGAUCAUGACGUCAUGGGCAUAUUGGACUUCGGUGAUUCUGUGUAUUCUUGUUAUGUAUUUGAGAUUGCUAUAAUUAUGUGUUACGUCAUACUCGGAAGUGACGUCAUAGAUCCCAUAGAUGCCGGAGGUCACACUCUUGCUGGCUAUUUGUCCGAGUUUCCCCUAGGAAGGGAUGACCUGAAGGUAUUGAAGCAAUGCGUGUGUGCUCGAUUUGCACAGUCGCUUGUGAUGGGGGCGUACUCUGCAGAAAAUGAUCCAGAAAAUGCUGAAUAUGUGCUGUCAACAGCACAGAAAGGUUGGGCAACUCUUACAAACCUGUGGAACACGCCUCAGAUUGAAUUAUACAAUCGCUGGAGUCGGAUAUGCCGUGAACAGUAUGGAAUAGAUGCAAAAUUUGGUGGAUAUAACUAGCCACUGACAAUUGUCAUAACUCUAUUGCAGGCAAAAAGGACAAACAAUUGAAUUAGGUUAUUGAUAAUGUUUAUUCAAAAUAUUUUAAAGUGGAGGAACGAUAGUAAGGAUAGAGAAAGUUAGGAAAUUGAGCACUGUAGAUUUACAUUGUCGACAAUUAAACGACCAAUUAAUAAAUUAAAAUCUCAUGGUUUUUUUUACAACAGUUCAUACUUACAGUGUGAGUUUAAGAUACACACAUUUUCAUACAAAACGCAGUCACACAUCUGUUCAUCCAAACCAUACAUACAUUCCACAAUAUACAAUCGGUACGCCCAUUCAUGCAGUUUUGACUAUCUACCCCGGGGGUAUAUCCAUACAUUCAUCCUUUAGAUAUGUACAUUGAGCAUACGUGUACGUAGUUUACACAAUAUUACUUCAAUGGUUUCGACUAGGCAGAGUUUGUAACUAGUCCGACAGACUUUAGUUACAAACUCUGCCUAACUAAAGCUCUGUAAUACGAUAAAUAAAUCACACUCAAUGCGAUGCGACAGAUAAUAAACGUUCAGGUAUAUAUACAUACACAGAGGAGGAUAGAAUGAUAAGAUAGGUUGAGAGAAACGGACAACAGGCGUACAUACAACAUUGUGGUAAAAUAAAUAAAAGAUAACAGAAAAAAUACGACAGGUAGUAAGGGAAAAUACGACAGGUACACAGGCCACAACGUAGAUGAAUAAAUACAAGAUAACAGAAUAU